UCCCCACGGCUUCUGCUUCUGCCUUCUAUCCUCUUCCGCGUUUCUUUUGACGAGUGGAAAAGAGAAGAAAAACAAAUUAGUUUUUUUUUUUUAAUUUUUUAAUUGGGUGUAGAAGGGAUUUUAGGGUUUAGAAAAUCAAUAGCAUAUGGUUGCAGAUGAUAUGAUUUGAUAUGUAGGAGAAGUGCAUCAUCAACGGCUUUGGUUCUCUAUCUUCUUAUGCCUAUUCUCUAAGGUGUGUAUAUAAGAUUGUUCUGUUGAAUUGAGUUAUGGAAUGGCAACCUUGAAUCCAGCAGCAGCAAGAAUUUGAGGUAACAUGGUUGAUUCUCUUCUCACUGUUCUGUCAAUGGAGAGUCAUCACCCAUCCACACUCCUGUCCAUGGAUUCAAGUGCAUCUUCUCAUGAGGAACUUGAUUUGGAGAUGAAUCCACAAAUCAUACUUUCUCGUCCGCCCGAUAUCAAUUUGCCCCUCUCCGCAGAGCGCAGCCCCCCGCCACAGCUGUGGAAUUCUGAUACCUGUGAUAUCCUUGAUGUUGGACUUAGUACUCAGGGAUACGAGGCCGAGACUUUUCUCAACCCUCCUAAAGCUGGCAAGAAGUGCUCAAAGCGAAUUGAUAGCAUAUGGGGUGCUUGGUUUUUCUUCAAGUUUUACUUUAAGCCUGUGUUGCACGAGAAAUCAAAGGCCGUGGUCAUAAGGGACAGCAAUGGCAUUUCAGGGUUUGACAAAACUGAUCUUAAGCUUGAUGUCUUUAUGGUUCAACAUGACAUGGAAAACAUGUACAUGUGGGUUUUCAAGGAGAAGCCUGAAAAUGCAUUGGGAAAGAUGCAGCUGAGGAGUUACAUGAAUGGGCACUCUCGUCAAGGGGAGCACCCGUUUCCAUUUAGCGUUGAGAAGGGUUUUGUUCGAUCCCAUAGGAUGCAACGGAAGCAUUAUAGAGGUCUUUCAAACCCACAGUGCGUCCAUGGCAUCGAAGUUGUUCCAUCACCCAAUCUGUCAGGCAUCGAUAAGGAAGAGCAGAAAAGGUGGAUUGAACUCACUGGCCGAGAUUUUAAUUUCAAGAUUUCUCCUGAAGCAAGUGAUUUCAGCUCGUGGAGAAAUCUUCCCAACACAGACUUUGAACUUGACAGACUGCCUCAUCCAAUCAAGACUCCUAAUCCUCACCCUAAGAAAAUGCUUAAUGGAUCCGGGCUGAAUUUAUCAUCAACAACUCUGUCUAACCACAGUAAUGGUGACAACCAUGAUCUGUCUCCUGUCAGUGGCAAGAAGAGGAAAGACUUUUUCCUUUAUAGUAAUUACGAAGAAUGUUACUUGCCGAUUAAUCCUCCAUCUGAUCGGAUUGCAAAUAUAUCUGUUCACCCAAGCGAACCGGGCUGGUUGAAUGACUUUACUGGUGUGAUGAAGAAUGUUUGUGGACCCGUUACAGCUGCAAAAACCAUAUAUGAGGACGAGGAAGGCUACUUGAUUAUCAUCAGCCUGCCAUUUGUGGAUCUUCCAAGAGUGAAAGUUUCGUGGAGGAACACUCUCACCCAUGGUUUCAUAAAAGUUUCUUGUGUGAGCACAUCCGGGAAGCAAUUUAUCAAGAGAAAUGAUAGGACAUUCAAGCUUACAGAUCCGUCGCCAGAGCACUGCCCUCAUGGAGAGUUUGUCCGUGAAAUCCCUCUUUCAACUCGAAUUCCCGAAGAUGCCAACAUCGAAGCAUACUAUGAUGGGCCAGGAUCCGCGCUCGAGAUCAUGGUGCCAAGACUCCGGGCAGGAGCGGAAGAGCAUGAGGUUCGUGUUUGCCUCCGGCCUCAUCUAGGAGGAAAUGAUCUUAAUGUUGACUUGAGUUAACAAAUUUGGGUUGCAAGCAUGGUCCUUAAAUCUUAAAUCAUUGUUUUACUAACUUGUGUCCCUUUGUAAACUAUAAUACAAAUGUGCACCUCACAAUUUUUUCCCCAUCCAUACUAACUGCCAUAUGGUUUUACUUUUUGGGGGAUCCAUGCAUCUAUUAUUGUUAGCUUUCGAUUGUAAUCAUUCUUUAUCUUUGAACAUCCAUUCCUGAUCAGUUUAUAUGAAAUUAUUUAGUGUUACCUUA
This is a messenger RNA of Arachis stenosperma, 2072 nucleotides long. RefSeq lists its product as uncharacterized. The transcript is spliced from 2 exons. Bases 314 to 1828 code for a protein of 504 amino acids. Lineage: Eukaryota; Viridiplantae; Streptophyta; Magnoliopsida; Fabales; Fabaceae. The record is from RefSeq and is a predicted model, not a curated record.